Triticum turgidum subsp. durum (durum wheat) is the source of this 381-nucleotide messenger RNA. NCBI's taxonomy places the organism in Eukaryota, Viridiplantae, Streptophyta, Magnoliopsida, Poales, Poaceae. The record is from the annotation of a GenBank genome assembly.
AUGGAGGACUUCUACUACUUCCCCAGCUCCCUGGAGACCUCUGAAAUUGUCCACAGAGGGUUCCUCCCCGUCGUGCACUCCUCCCCCCGCAACCGGAGCUCGCUGUCGCCGAGGCCCCGGCGCGGGUCCCGUGACGACGCCGGCGAGCUCGGCCACCACUACCUCGACGCCUGCUUCCGGUGCGGGCGGACAAUCGCUGGAAACAAGGACAUCUUCAUGUACAGAGGCGACACCCCGUUCUGCAGCGAGGAGUGCCGGCAGCAGCAGAUCGACACCGACGAGGCGGCGGAGAAGAGAUCCAAGAAGUCCGCGGCCGCGACGACGACGGAGCAGCAGUCGCAGCGGCAGAGCCCGCACAGAGUGCCCGUCUGGGCUCGGUAG